GAAUUUUUUGCGCUCUUCCGAAACAAACCGCUUUUUUCGUAAGCGCGCUGCCACCUCUAGUAUCGGAACGAGUCUCAGUUGCCCGGCCACUUUGCAAAUUGCUUUAUUUUUUAAAGGUUUCGGUUUAGCGAUAGAAUAAAGUGCAAGAUGUAUUUUUCUGAAUGCAUAAAAAGUUUUGAAAUUUAUAUCUAAAAAUAAAUAAAUAAAUAAAACUUCUGCUUCCGGACCACAGCUUUGCGCACUUUCGAAUAUUUUGCACAAUAGCGGAAUUCCGAUGCGGUCCAGGUUCAGAUACGGAAUACUUCACAUUCGUGAUUUGGCGUACUGUGCGGAACAGCUUUGGUACUUCCUGGUGUCGGUUUGAUUUGUUGUGUGUUUUUCCUCUGUGAUUUAACUAUAUUUACGAAACCGUAUGCGGUGUUUUCUUGUCUGCUAAUGUGGCUAAGCUAGGUAGCUGGUUGUCUUUUAGCUAAUUUUCUGCUCGUUCUCGAUGAAAUACCUUGGUUUUGCUCGCUGGUGCGAUGGCCAGUCUGCUUUCAAUGCAACGGGUCGCCUCUCUGAAGAAAUCUGGGAGUUUAAUUCGUUUAAGAACGGUGACUUUGGGUUUUGAUAAACGAUAUUACAGCACCAAAGAGGGUUCUUCUUCAGAGUAUUUACACCAAAGUAUUGUUCCGACCAUGCAUUACCAGAAGAGUUUACCCAGGCUACCCAUACCAAAACUGGAGAAUACAAUCAGGAGAUAUUUGGCUGCUCAGAGGCCUCUUUUGGAUGAUGAUCAGUUCAGAACAACAGAGAAGCUUGCAGCAGACUUCCAGAGUGGUGCGGGGAAACAGCUGCAGGAGGAGCUGGUAGCACAAGAUAAAAAUAAUAAGCACACAAGCUACAUCUCAGGACCUUGGUUUGACAUGUACCUUUCUGCACGUGACUCGGUGGUGCUGAACUUCAACCCCUUCAUGUCCUUCAAGCCUGAUCCAAAGCCAGAGUACAAUGACCAACUCAUACGGGCAACCAAUAUGGUGUGUUCAGCAGUACGCUUUAUGAAAACACUGCGAGCUGGACUACUGGCACCAGAGGUUUUCCAUCUCAACCCUACAAAGAGUGACACAGACGCAUUCAGGCGAUUCAUUCGCUGGGUCCCCUCGUCGCUGUCUUGGUUUGGAGCCUACAUGGUAAAUGCAUAUCCCCUGGACAUGUCUCAGUACUUUCGCCUCUUCAACUCCACUCGCAUCCCCAAACCUGGGAAAGAUGAGCUUUUCACAGAUGAGAAUGGACGGCAUCUCCUCGUCAUGAGAAAGGGAAACAUAUACGUGUUUGACAUUGUGAACCAGGAUGGGAAUCUGGUAAAGCCUGCAGAGAUCCAGUCCCACUUGAAAUACAUUUUAUCUGACCCAACACCAGCGCCCACCUUUCCUCUCGGGGUCCUGACCAGUGAAAACAGGGAUGUGUGGGCCGGCUUGAGGGAGAAGCUGAUAGCUGCUGGGAACGGAGAGGAUUUACGAACUGUGGAUAGCGCCCUGUUUUGUGUGUGCCUCGAUGAUGAGAGCAUGCAGGACCAUAUUCAUGUCUCCCACAACAUGCUGCACGGCGAUGGCUGCAACCGCUGGUACGACAAGUCCUUCAGCAUUAUACUAGCCAAAACUGGACAUGCAGCUAUUAAUUUUGAGCACUCUUGGGGCGACGGUGUCGCAGUGCUCCGCUUUCAGAAUGAGGUCUUCAAAGACGCCACAGAGCAGCCGCUGGUAAGCCCGGGAUCUGACACCACUGCCGAUUCAGCCUCUGCUGUGCGCAGACUCCAGUUCAAGCUGACCAGCGAGCUGGAGGCGGGCAUAAAAACAGCCAAAGAGCACUUUGAUUCAGCUGUAGCAAAACUCACCAUUGAUGCACUGGAGUUCAAGAAGGGGGGCAAGGAACAGUUAAAGAAGAACAACUUGAGUCCUGAUGCUAUAGUCCAGCUAGCUUUUCAGAUGGGCUUCCUGAGGCAGUAUGGACAAACAGUAGCCACGUAUGAGUCCUGCAGCACUGCGGCAUUCAAACAUGGCCGCACAGAGACCAUCCGGCCAGCCACCGUGCACACCAAACUCUGCUCACAGGCUUUUGUUUACCAGCGAGGCCAGCACAACUUGGAGCAGCUUCGAGCCAUGCUCAACGAAUGUUCUAAAUACCACGGGCAGCUCACCAAAGAAGCAGCUAUGGGCCAAGGCUUUGACCGCCAUCUGUUUGCCCUGCGGUACCUGGCUCAUUCUGCUGGCCAGACCCUGCACAGCUUUUACACAGACCCAGCAUACUCUGCCAUCAACCACAAUAUCCUCUCUACCAGCACCCUCUCAAGUCCAGCUGUCAACCUCGGUGGUUUUGCCCCGGUGGUACCAGACGGGUUUGGCAUUGGCUACGGUGUUCAUGACGACUGGAUUGGCUGCAACGUGUCGAGCUACCCAGCUCGAAAUGUCCACGAGUUCCUGCAGUGUGUACAUAAGUCUUUAGAGGACAUUUUCUCUGUGUUGGAAGGACAGCCACUCAGCUAAAUAAAGAAUACUUGAAGGAUGCAGUUUAAUUAUGUGGUGACUAUAAUUAGUGUUUUACAAAAUAGGAACAGAUCUGUGUUUUCUUAUUUAUCUAUUCUGUAUUAUAAAAUUAUGAUUUAUUCACAUCACAGAUAAAGAUUUUUGGAGGCGGUCUAAAUACUGCAGGGGCAAGAGCAGCUCACCAUCCUGUAAGAUCCUGAAAGCGUGUGGCAUGAAUGUCAAAAAUCAGAUGUACUGUAAUUACUGUCGUGUGAGUCAGUGUACACAAAGUGUCAUUCGUAUUGAUCCAUAACUGAUUUUGUCUACAACUCUUAACUGGAAAAGGAUCUUUUUACAAGCCAUUUUUGCACUGUUACAGACUCUCAGCUUUAUUGGUGCACUACAACUUAAGUACAAAAUUGAAAAUACGGUGUGAUUCUACAGUAAAUCUGUGUAGGCACUUCUCAAAAACUGCAAGACUAAUGACGGAAGUCACCAAGAAACCUAACUGGAAUUAUAGGUGUCUGUCUGGAGAAACUGCAUAAUCCAAAGUCCCUUUACUCUCAGUCUGACUCAAGAAAAUUGGUUGAAAGUGUUAAUUUACUGUAAAGUCUUCAUAGGCACCAAUUACAGUAUCCGGUAUACAAUUUUUAUUCCUGGUAUGAAAUAUUGGGGGGAUACAGCAAUCAGCAUGUCCGUGAUAUCUCAAGAACCAGUUGACCAAUUUCAUUCAUAUUUAGCAUAAGGGUGUACUUGGUUGACCCCCCACACACACACACACACACACACACGUCACUAUGGUGAGCUUGGGGUCAAUUUCAAGGCUAACCCUGGUUAGCGCAAUAUCUCAAGAAACAGUUGAUCAGUUUUCAUUCAUAUUUGGCAUAUUUUUUAACAUAAUUUAAAUUCUAUACUUAAACCUGGGGCGCCAAUUUUUCUGACCACUAUAGCUGUGUCUUAAUGUGAAGUGCCAGUUGAAGGUUUUUGGGUAAACUCUAACUGCUGAGAUAUUCUUUUUUUUUUCUAAGUUACUAUUCUCUGUGACUCAUAAUAGAAGCAAAGGCAGUGCUUUAUCAAGUUGUGAAUUUUGCUUAUGUUGACAAAGAAUCGAUUUGACCAACUUGUUAAAUCAUUAGGUGGCAUUUCUGUUGGUUGUAAAUGAAUGCAUUCUGAAAUAAAGUCACCUUGGAUCACAUUUAUUCUUCCCUCAAUUAUACAGCACGAACAAUCACAGGCAACAUUCCCACAUAACUAAUCAAAUAGACUUCUUACCUUUGAGCUUUUAUUUAAAAUAAACAGUUUUGUCAAAAGCAAAUGUACAAAUGUGGUAACAAACUGGUUAAAG
Molecule: messenger RNA, 3846 nt
Organism: Thalassophryne amazonica
Lineage: Eukaryota; Metazoa; Chordata; Actinopteri; Batrachoidiformes; Batrachoididae
Gene: cpt2
Product: carnitine palmitoyltransferase 2
Exons: 5
Coding region: 522-2522 (666 amino acids)
Biological process (GO): fatty acid beta-oxidation
Cellular component (GO): mitochondrion
Molecular function (GO): carnitine O-palmitoyltransferase activity
Source: RefSeq, a predicted model, not a curated record